AUAUGUAUAUGUAUGUACGUAUGUAUCACUAUACAUGGAGAUGAAGGAGGUACGGCACGUUUUGACAGCUCUGAGGACUCCCGCAAAGUGUUCGACCUUGAGCAGUGGCGUCGCGGCGAGUGUCGCAACGGCAACGGCAACGGCAACGGCAACCGCAACGUGGUACGACGUUCCGACACCGUUUAUCGUGCAUUGCCGCGAGUUCCAAGACGAGGACCAAGACGAGGAAGCGACGGGACUCGACGUUGCCGUCAUCAGGAACGACCAAGCGAGAAACUCGCGUAAAAAGUCCUCCGAAGAAGAAGACGAGAUGGAAAUAAGCAGAUUUGCCGAGGAAAAUACGAUGGCCAAGCCCUUGGAGAGAGAGAGAAAAGUCUGGUCGUCGAAGGACGCGAAUCUCGGCGUGGUCGUGUGUUCGGCAUCUGGAGGACUCUUGCUGGAGGAUUCCUCCGACAGUGGCAUCGGCACAGAUAAGGCGUCGUCGCCGCCGUCGCAUUGGGACCACGCGGAGACCGUCGCGAAUAGAUUGAAUCAAAUUCGUGCGAACCUCGAACCUCGCGGACUCGAGGAAGAAGACUCGAACGAAAUAAGAUUUGAAUCGAGAGUUGCGGGAAAGAGAUGCAGCACUACGAUGGAACUGAACGCCACCACGACGGUCGAGAGGGAUGCCGAUGGGGUUCCAACCAUCAGUUUUAGUUUUCUGCAGAGAGACUGCAACUUUCGGGACGAGAACGGCGACGAGAUCGUUAUUUUGGAGGUCGACACGAGCGAUCAAGUUGACUCGUCGUCGGCAGCCGUCGAUCAGCUGUACGAUCUUCCUAAAAGUGCAAUCCUGGAAAGUAAACCAGCUCCAACUUUCUUAGAACGUAGAUCCAGUUGUGAUAAGGAAAUGAAUUCGGGCGAGUCGUUAGCGACGCAAGCAGUUGGCCAGGACCUUUACGACGUGCCGAGAGCAACGCGCAAAGAUGCCAAUAUGCCAAGCUGCAAUUUCGAGCUGGAAAACUGCAAGAACAUAAUGAUUGUUUCGCCCGAGAAGAAGCGAACGAUCAACAACGCGAAUCAACAACGCGAUCGGAUGAAACGUUCCACCAGAUCGCUGAAAUCUGGUAGAAGAAGUUACGGUGCGUCGGACAGCGACGGUUACGACGCCGGCAUUGCGUCGAUGUCGGGUUCGUACUCGGAUCCAGAGUACUCGAACGUUGAAGAAGCGGCGUUGUCAGAGAGCGGCGGCGGCGGCGGCGGCGGCGGCGGCGGCGGCGGCGGCGGCUCCACCACAACGGACCGCAGCAGGCCAUUGAGGCUGCAAAAGCGACGACUGGGCAAAGCUUGGGGCAGGAUGCGUAGUUGGUUGCGAGAGGAAAGGACCAAGAUCGGCCAAGUGGUCAACAGGCACGCCAAGUUACAAGCGGUUGGCGCACUCUCUGCUCCCGAGGUACGAAGCGAUCGUGCCUAUUCCGCGCGAACGUCCAAGAGCAAGCAGCGUGGCUUCUACGAUCUGACGCGAGCACAUACUCGGCAAUCUGGUUCGAUCACGAGAGUGGAGGAAUUUGGUCUGACGUCGGUAUCGGAGGAGGCAAAUAUUUCCGACGACGCGGACAGGCCAAUGUCAGCAUCGCCCGAUGACGCUUCGACGCUGGGAAAGACGUCUGACGGCGACGACGACGGCGACGGCGACGGCAACGGCGGUGGAAAAAGAUUGCGCGGCAAUCUACGAAGAAAGACGCCCAGCUCGGACGACAUUUUAGAGAAGAAUGGGAACGGGACGAGAUUACAGCUGCAAGGGCAGUCUUUCAGCAUGGAUAAGCUGUGCUCGCGCGUGACGGAGAGUGACGAGACCAAGGUGCACGAGACGACGGUAGGAACGGUAGCGACCGGUAGCGACAACGGCGGCGACGCCGAACCGUCCGCGUCGCCGUCGACCCCCACGUCGAGAGAUCACGGUAGGAAAAGUGGUUUGAUUAAGAGGAGAAUGCUCGGGUCAAUCAGAGGGUUAAUGGCCUCGACUCAUCUGUUGCAGACCUACGAGUCCGACGAGGCAGGACAAGGUGGUUUCGAAGAUGUGCGACGAUACGUCAAACAAGGAGGCGAUUUUUGUAAAGAAUUGGCAUCGAUUCUUCACGAAAGAGCCGAAUUAGAAGCUACAUAUGCGAAAGGACUCAGCAAACUCAGUAGCAAGCUGACCAAGGCCUGCGCCAAGGAUCAAGGUGGUAAUAGCAACGGAGGUGUGAACGAGGCAUGGAGGUGCGUUGGCGAGGAGAUGGAGGCUGCGGCGGAAGCCCACCGGCUAUGGGGCAUCGCGUUGAGCGAACAACUCGCCAAACCGCUCAGAGUGGGCGUAGCGGAGACGCAAGGCCGAUCGAGGAAGAGCAUCGAAAACUCGGUAGACAAGGCGUCCAAGUCGCUUCAAGAAUGGCGUGGAAUAGCGGCCAAGAGUAAAAAGCAGAGCUUUACGUGCGCACGCGAGAACGAGAGGCUGCAGGAUCUGGCGCGGCUGCAAACCAUUAGUCAAAGUCAUCAUCAGCAAAGCAACUCGUCGACGACGCUGACGACGACGAGUCAUCAUCAUCAUCAUCAUCAUCAUCAUCAUCAUCACGUCAUGACGGAGAAGGAAGCGAGCAAACUGGAGACUAGACGGAGGAAGGCCGAGGACUCGUCGCGCCGAGCGGACACCGAAUUCUACACGGUCAGCGUGAGAGCCGAGAGGGCCAGGCUCGAGUACGAGAACACGAUGAGAAAGGGUGCGAAACAGAUGCAACUGCUCGAGGAGGAGCGUCUGAGCGCCCUCAAGGAUCUCGCCAACGUCUACCUGACGCAUUUGCAGACGCUCGCGCCGCGACUGCAGCAAAAUACCGAUCGCUUGUUAACGCCCGUGCGCAGCUGCAACGUGUCGCAGGAUCUAGAAAUUUUGAAAAAUCUCGUACGCCGAAUGGACGAUCACGAUGUGACGAACGCGGAACAGUUGUUGCCGGAUUUCUACGCCGAGCACGUUACUCUGGCGAUGAAUCGCGAACGGCGAAAGCAGGCGUUGGUCAGGGUGCUGCAUCUGAUAAGGCAAGAUCUCGAGAGAGAGAGACGAGGUAGAGAAGGACUGGAAACGUUACAUCGAGCCUUCGUCGCGACUCCGGCGUUUGCGGCGGACGAGAGUACGCAGAACGUCACGGACAAGCUGCAUCAUAUGCGUUCGAUGUUGCUGUACUUGGAAGCGGCUAGAUACAAAGUCGGCCGUACGCUCGCUGAAGUAGAGGGUAGCAAACGAACCGAACAUCCCUUGUCGGAGCAUAUCUUGGUUUCGAGAGACAAACAGGGUUUGCAGCAAAGUGUUCUCAAGAUUCCUUCUUGGGCAAAGAACGAAUCUUUUGAGAUUCAAGACAACGAUGACGAACUCGAGAUGCGACUGAGCAAGGAUCAAGACGCCGAGACUCGCGAUUGGGCCGAUCGAACCGCUGGUGACGGCAAUUCAGAGAAUCCACCAGACGAGGACGAUUUCAGCGAUUUCGACGAGUUUAGCAGUCACUCGGAAGACAACAAUAAUCAGAUUGAUAGUACGGAAGUAGCGACGGCCAAGACUGAACGCGCAGAGCAGUGCCGAGCGAUCUAUCAAUACUCGGCGAAUCUGAACGACGAGCUCAGUCUUAGUCCGGGAGACCUGAUAACCGUCCAUCAAAAGCAGUCGGACGGCUGGUGGAUAGGCGAGUGUAGAGGCCGUACUGGUAUAUUUCCCGCCACUUACGUCCAAGUCAUUCAUUAAUAACGCGUAUUAUUGUAUAUUAUCAAUGUGCACGUGCGAUAGAGAGUACAAGUAUCGAUCUUCUUAAAAGAGCUUCCAUCUGACUUGGUUAAAUAAGAUAAGAGUUUUAUUAUGUGCCAAUAACGUUAAUGCAUGUAACGACGUACUUUAUACGCACAAAUCCAAGUUCUUUCGACCGCCAGCUCGCAUAAAAAUGACUUGGGGAAUUUAAUACCAAAUAGUAGUUACCACCAUAUUCAUGAUCCACGUUUAGUGCCGAUAAAACAUUUCUGGCGGAAAUAUGUUAAUAUAUCACGUUGUUACUAUUUACGCUAUACGUCGUUCUUACAAUUAAUAUUAUAUACUUGUUUACGUGUAUAGUCGUGAGCUAAAAGGUUGCAACACAUUUUUUUUUAUGGUAGAUGAUUUGAUGCUUAAUUGGUCUGAUCCACAGGUAAGAACCAAUGACGUUCGCCGUUUGAUGAGCAAGUCUACAUUUUAAAAACAAUCGAAGAAAAUGUGUUGCAACCUUUUAGCUCACGACUAUACCGUUCUGAUAAAGAUCGAUCCGAGUAACAACUUUGAGUAUUUUUAUUAAUUCUGACAAUGCAUUUUAACUCAUCGUGCGUUAGUUAUUCUUGUCAGGAUAUGCAGUACAGUAUGUUUGAAAGUUUAAUUUUACUGAAAAUUCACGUUACUUCCCUAGCAUAAUCAUGUUGAUAUAAAUCAAUUGGUGUACUUUCUUUUAUUUUCUAUCGUGUAAUGAUUGUGAUUGUUUAUGUGCACUUAAUUUUAUUCUUUAAAGCUCUAACCGUUAUAUUUCUGUCUUUGAAACACUAUUUUUCAAACAUGCUGUAUAUAUAUAUAUAUACACACACAUCGUAUAUUUCAUUUUUAAAGCCAAAAUUAUCACACAUAUAUAAUGAUUUUUUUCUUCAUUUUUAUUAAAAAUUUAUGAAAAUAACAAGUAUAGCAAAAUCUCAAAAUAACUGUUAAACAGUUUGCGCGAAAGAAUAAAACACGCAAACAAAUGUAAAAAAUUGUGUGCGUGUGUGUGUGUGUUUGCACACCACGCACACACACCCACAUAUAUAUAUAUAUAUAUAUAUAUAUAUAUAUAUAUAUAAAAUUUGUAUUAUGCAAACAAUCAACUGUAAAUAUCCAGACAUAAAAAAAUAUUUAAGUAUGC
Messenger RNA from Solenopsis invicta (red fire ant), 4916 nucleotides. RefSeq lists its product as uncharacterized. The record is from RefSeq and is a predicted model, not a curated record. The transcript has 9 exons. Gene Ontology annotation, cellular component: cytoplasm; plasma membrane. Gene Ontology annotation, molecular function: protein binding. Bases 35 to 3748 code for a protein of 1237 amino acids. NCBI's taxonomy places the organism in Eukaryota, Metazoa, Arthropoda, Insecta, Hymenoptera, Formicidae.